This is a messenger RNA of Glarea lozoyensis ATCC 20868, 1089 nucleotides long. Its product is annotated as RING/U-box. The coding region runs from base 1 to 1089 and encodes 362 amino acids. The record is from RefSeq and is a predicted model, not a curated record. The transcript is spliced from 4 exons. NCBI's taxonomy places the organism in Eukaryota, Fungi, Ascomycota, Leotiomycetes, Helotiales, Helotiaceae. Gene Ontology annotation, molecular function: ubiquitin protein ligase activity; zinc ion binding.
AUGACGAAGCGUAAGGCAGUUCAGCAAGUUGAAGAGGCUGGAAAUGAUUAUGAUAAUGGCGGAGUGCAAGGGCCGAUUGAUGACAAGACCGACGAUUUUAGCAACUUAACUGUUCCUCAAUUGAAAUAUGAAUUAGAACUUCGUGGUCUGCGAAGAUCCGGUCGUAAAGCAGAACUUCUAGCACGCCUGCUAGAACACGCUGAAACCUGUCGACAACAAGAGCCACAAACCAAACGAGCCAGAACCCAAUCUCAACACCCUGCGCUCACGGAAAAUAAUGUCAUUGACCUAGAAGAUGAGGAUGUCACAUUCGAUGUUGCUGGAUUUGGCGGCGAACAACGUUUGAGACCGUUCGUUGAAGCACCUGAUGCCAAGUUCAAAGACAAAUUGAAGAGAAUCCAAAAGGAUCGUAUGUUUAUGCUUGAUCGUAGGAGAGGACUUGAUAGAGAUGGAUAUCUCUGUGAGACGUUCGAUAUUGCGGGCAGUACAGGAAACGUUUAUCAAACAACGAUUGGCCGGAGUCCAAAUUGUGUUUGCAUGGAUGCACGUAUUAGAGGCCAAAAGUGCAAGCAUAUCAACUAUGCGUUGAUCAAAAUUCUCAAGGCUCCUCCACAACUUUGCUACCAACAAGCCUUCCUCUCUACCGAACUAGAGCUCAUUUUUGCCAAUGCACCUGUCACUCAAGCACCCGUUUUUGAACCUCAUAAACACAUCGAAGACGACUCAUUGCACAACCGAAAACGUAAGCCGCUUGACGUCGACUGUCCAAUUUGUGUCUGCAGCAUGGAAGAGGAUGAGGGUAUCGUCUGGUGCAAAGCAGCUUGUGGCCAAAACUUUCACGCUGACUGUAUCGAUCAAUGGAAGCGGAGUAAGAAUGGCGGUCGAGUUACUUGUCCAUAUUGUCGGGCGGACUGGCAGGAUACCGAUAAUCUAGCAGCUCCUCCUGGUACUUUGGCGGGAUUGAAAGCAAUUGCACCGAAGCUCGGAAGUUACCAGAAUGUGGCGCAUCUUAUGUCGCAAUAUCAGGAGCUUGAAAAACCUCACGACAAGAAUGAUGAUCUUGUAGGUUAUGAAUACGACUAUGACUAG